This is a messenger RNA of Perkinsus marinus ATCC 50983, 213 nucleotides long. RefSeq lists its product as hypothetical. Gene Ontology annotation, molecular function: nucleoside transmembrane transporter activity. Gene Ontology annotation, biological process: nucleoside transmembrane transport. The transcript has 2 exons. NCBI's taxonomy places the organism in Eukaryota, Perkinsozoa, Perkinsida, Perkinsidae. Gene Ontology annotation, cellular component: membrane. The record is from RefSeq and is a predicted model, not a curated record. Bases 1 to 213 code for a protein of 70 amino acids.
AUGGCAUUGAUGGCAAUCACUAACGGUUUUGGCAUUACUCUUGCUAUGGUUUAUGGGCCACAGCGCGUUUCCCAAGACAAGGCUGAGCAGGAGGUGGCGGGCUAUACCAUGGCGUUCGCUCUUACCAACGGCAUUUUCAUCGGGAGUCUAUUCGGAAUCCUAGCGAAUGUUGCGCUCGGGCAAACGCGCAUCCUGUUAUUCAUAAACGAAUAA